Messenger RNA from Calidris pugnax (ruff), 4026 nucleotides. It is a transcript of the gene AMN1, whose product is annotated as antagonist of mitotic exit network 1 homolog. The coding region runs from base 85 to 885 and encodes 266 amino acids. Lineage: Eukaryota; Metazoa; Chordata; Aves; Charadriiformes; Scolopacidae. Gene Ontology annotation, biological process: SCF-dependent proteasomal ubiquitin-dependent protein catabolic process. The transcript has 7 exons. The record is from RefSeq and is a predicted model, not a curated record. Gene Ontology annotation, cellular component: SCF ubiquitin ligase complex. Gene Ontology annotation, molecular function: protein binding.
CCCGCCGCCAUUUCGGCACCGUUUCGCCCCGGAGCCGUUGGGUCGGGACGGCGUCGCGUCCCCCGUCCCCCGCUCCCCGCCGCCAUGAGCCGCCUCAGCGGCGGUUGGGACGGCACCGGCGAGGAAGUCCAGCUCCUCCUGGACCUAUGCCUUCAGUGUUUGACAAAGAACCUUUCCAGAUAUGCUGCAGAUAUUAAGCCAUUGCCACCCAACAUAAAGGAUAAACUGAUUAAAUUAAUGAGUAUGCAAGGUCAAAUAACUGAUUCAAAUAUCAGUGAGGUAUUGCACCCUGCUGUAGAGUCUCUAGACCUCCGAGACUGUGAUAUUUCAGAUAAUGCAUUAUUGCAGCUUUGUAACUGCAAGCAAUUGAAAAAAAUCAACUUAAAUUCUUGCAAAGAAAACAGAUUGGGAAUCACUUCAGAAGGUGUCAUAGCACUGGCCUUAUCCUGCCCUUACUUGCGUGAAGCGUCCUUCAAAAGGUGCUGCGAUAUAACUGACAGCGGAGUUCUUGCUCUUGCACUCAAUUGCCAGUUCCUACAAAUAGUGAACUUGGGCAGCUGUUCAGGCAUCAUGGAUGCAUCUCUCCAGGCACUAGGACAAAACUGCAAAUUUCUUCACAGUGUGGACUUUUCAUCUACUCAGGUAACAGAUGAUGGCGUUGUAGCACUAGUGAGUGGAACAUGUUCAAAGAAUUUAAAGGAGAUCCACAUGGAGCGCUGUGUGAAUCUGACCGAUGUUGCUGUGGAAGCGGUCCUUACUUCUUGUCCCAAGAUACACAUUUUUCUGUUCCACGGGUGCCCAUUGGUGACAGAUCGUUGCCGAGAUGUUUUAGAGCAGCUGGUCAUAUCAAACAAAAUCAAACAAGUAACAUGGACUGUUUACUGAUCGUUUAUCGUGUACAUGUGAGUGUAAAGUUUACAGAUGGGAGAGCUCCUUCAGAAAACAAGCUCCUUGGAGAAAUAGCUGGUGACUUUGGUACCACCAGAUUGCUUCCCUCCUCGUUCCCACCAGAGGUCUCUGUCGCCAUUCCAGUCCUUGCCUGUGAGUCUGGGCUUCCCCAUUGUCUCCACUUACAGCCCUCUCUGUCGUUGCAUCACUGAUCACACUUCGUUAAGAGGAAAGUUAAACUAUAAUUAAUAUUACACUGUCAUCUCUCAGCUUCCUCUUGGAAUAUCAAAUUUGGCAACUACUUACCAUUUUUUAGCUUCUUGGCUAGAUAUACAAAUGCAAUUUAAGUAAGUCCCUGUUCUGAGUUUGUAGUCUGAGAGGGUAGUUGCAACUAAAAGUACCAAGCUCAAACAUAGUGUUAACACUUACACAGAAGUGUCUGAAAAGCUGGGAAUUUAAUCUGACAAAAAUCAGCAGGCACAACUGGUGAACGGAGAUGGCAUUAACAGCAAUGCAAAUGUAUUUUAACUACUAAGUCUCCUUUCACCAUGUACUUUUACUACAUCUAGAGCCAAAAACGUAGGUACUUUUCUUUUGAUGUUACUGAUACUGCAGGGUUCUGGUUUUAUUUACCUUCAUAUACCUGCUGGAUUUUUUACACAUUCAGAAGUACAGUCUAUGAGUAUAUAAACAUAAAAUUGUUUUGAAGUUAUUGUGACAUAACAAAUUUCAGAAUAGUAGUUAUGACCAAUAAAAGAAACUUGUAUGUGGGAAAAUGCUUAUUUGCUCUGGCUUUUGCCCAUAUUCCUGCAUGAAAAUCCUUCUAGGGAACAAAACAUUGGUCCUCAUAAGUAUAGCUGUGAGUGAAAUGGGACCAAGUUUAAUGUCCGAGUACGUGAAUCUCAGGAUGGUGGAGUUCAGGAAAGUACAUGCUCUGCUCCAUGCAGUUUAUAAUAUCUCCAGUGGCCUCCCAGAAGUUGAAAAUAUAACCCUUUCUAUAUUGUUCAAUUGCAGUCAUAUUGAAAAAAUAUUUAGAAGUGUAGAAUGAGUUUAUUAGAUGAUGGAGCAGUGGUCUCAUCACAGUUAUGUUCACUGGCUUUGAUGAAAUAGCAUGAUUUCUAGUGAGACUUUUACAAAUUCUACAUUAGACUUUUAGAAAUGCUAGCAAUUUUAGCAUGCUACAGGGCAGGUAGCAUGCUGUGUUGAUACUCUGCAUCUGGAAGUAGCAGAGUUUGGCCAGGGAGGUCUUGCAUGGAUCUGAUGACACCUAGAAACCCAUGAGUCUAGGCAGCCAUAAGGAAUCUUCUUCAUAAUUUAACACUUGUCAUAGCCACGUGUGUUUUAAGCGUUGUAGAAAUAAAACAGUCUUUACUAAUUUAUUUAAAGCUCAGGUCAAAUUGCAUGGAAGAUGAUAAUAUAAUAUGUUGCAUCCAGUAAUAUUAAGGGAUAUUAUGAUGUCUGACAGUAAUCUCAGUUCUUCUGUUGAUUAUAUAGCUUAUGGAAGAGCAAUUCCAUUUAGAAAACUUGGUCAAGUAUAACUGAAAGUAUAGUUUUCAAACUCCAGUGCCUAAAUCGCUAAUUCUUGUUGCAUGCAGUACCAUGGCUCAGCCCAGUAAUGAAUGUGUUCCUAUGGUACCUAUAGGUAUAACUGCACCCCUGCAAACCGUUCCUGCAAACAGAAGUUGGUGUUGCUACAUUAGCAGGUAGCAUUUGAAAGCUUGCAAAUUGCAGGAAAUCAAUCUUAGACCAGAUAGAGGGCUAAGAACCUAAAUACAUACUUAGGUUCGUGUUUAUAGUCAACCAGAUUUUAUUCUCUUUUUUGGCUAGAGAGUAGUUUUUUGUUUUGCCAUGUGGAAUACCUGGUAUCAGUCAGGGCCCAUCAGUCCUUUAAACUCUUGGACAUGAGUUGGCAAUAAAUUUGUUUUGCAGUGUUUCUCAUACUGAUGUAUCUGGCUGAUUAGGCAGCAGCACUUACAUGUUGGGUAAUCAUGUCAAAUAAUUAAAACAUAAGGAUUAGGCUGCCAGCCCUGCUUUUAGGAAGGGUGCCACAAAAAGAGUAAGUAGAAUUGUAAGCUAACUCAAGUGGGAAGGGGCCUCGGGAGAUUUCUAGUCUAACUUCCUGCCCAAAGCAGGACCAGCUCAGAGGAUCUUAGUCAGGGCUUUAUCCAAACAAGCCUCAAAAAACUGAAAGAUGACAGAGCCUUCACAGCCUUUUGAGACAACUUGUUUCACUGCUUGACUGUAUUAAUGGUGGAAAAUUUUCUUCUGUCCUGUUUGAUCCUAUUUUGUUUCAAUUUACACCCUUUCUCACUGUAAUAGCUUGGCUGUCAUCCUGACAAUCUUCUCGUAGGUAUGGGCACGUUGCUGUUAGGUCCCUUGAAGCCUUCUCUUCUCCAAGCUGAGUAACACCAGUUCCCUCAAUCUGUUAUUGUAAGACAUGUCACUGUAACAUAGUGUGGUGGUGGUUGCCAGACUCUCAUCCCAAGUGCUACAUGCAGAAAGGAAAUUAUAAAUGGAUAUAAUGUAAAGCAGCUAAAGGGGGAAGAUCACCAAAGUCUGUAGCAGCAAAACACUUAGAAAAAAAAUAAUAUAUAUAUAUAUCUGUGGGACAGUGCUACUGCUAACCUCACUGGAAAAGUUGUCCUUUUUCCUCUUGCUAAUGUAACCUUGGAUUUGUCAUCUUGAAGGCAAAUGCAGCUUACACUGUGUCCUUAAACUUGCAUGUAGAUUUACCACAUUCUCCUGUAGCCUCUUCUAAAUGUGUAACUUACAGUGUAUCCUCACCUUGUGCUUAAAAAUCUGUAGAACACUGGAAUGAAUUAACACUGCAUUUCUGGGUUUGAAAAUUUAAUGCAAGUCAUGUUAAGGCCUUCCCUGCCAGAGCUUGAGUCAGCUCUCUUAUGCAUUUGUUACUAGCAUAACUCCACUGAAAUAUUUUUGGAUUCGGGUUAAAUCGCAGUCAUUUUUCACAGAAGUUUACAAGUGUUGGGUGAAGUGGGAGAAGAACAUAAUGUAUGCACUUACUGCUUCAUAUUCUGUAUUGUUUGGAUAUUGUUAUUGUUGUAAAUCGUUGGGUGAGCACUGCAGAAUAUUCACAUACUGUUCUGAAGAUUAAAGUUUGUAAGACUUCCAUUGGAA